Penicillium diatomitis is the source of this 243-nucleotide messenger RNA. RefSeq lists its product as uncharacterized. The coding region runs from base 1 to 243 and encodes 80 amino acids. The record is from RefSeq and is a predicted model, not a curated record. Lineage: Eukaryota; Fungi; Ascomycota; Eurotiomycetes; Eurotiales; Aspergillaceae. The transcript has a single exon.
AUGGUGAUGGGUCAACAUGGUGCAGACAGUGCGAUUUCAACCCCCACCCAGCCCUACUCAAUCCAGAUCACCAUGUCUCGGGAGCGCGCAAGUGCGGCUGAACUACAAACUACAAACUACAGUGACAACCCUAUCUGGCACUUUUCAAGCUCAGACCGUUCAGCACCGGCCGAGAAUUCCCCGCAACUAGUCCAGUCGCUCGCGGUUCUGGAUUCCGUCAAGACGGAGAACUCGAUCAAAUGA